CCAUAUUGAAUGAGGAAAUAAGAGUAGGAACGUCCCGGAUGCAUGUAAACAUCCACGUCAACGCAAAGUAUAUUAAUGAAACAGUUAUAGCGUCGGGGAAUAGCUUGCGUAUUGUCAUUGUCGUACCGUCUGAUGUAUAAUUAAAGGACUGUUAAAGACGCUAGUGUUUUAAGACUUGCGCAAACAAUGACUUCCCUAACGCAGAGAAACUCGGGCCUAGUGCAGAGACGGACCGAGGCCUCGCGUAACGCCGCCGCUGAUAAGGAGAGGAGCUCGGAAGACGAUGAUUACGACUCUCGCCGCGGCGAAGAGGAAGACGAAGACAAGGGAGACUCCAAAGAAACACGUCUGACAUUAAUGGAGGAAGUGUUGCUCCUCGGACUGAAGGAUCGAGAGGGUUAUACAUCGUUCUGGAACGACUGCAUCUCAUCUGGGCUUCGAGGUUGCAUGCUGAUCGAGUUGGCCAUCCGGGGACGCCUGCAAUUGGAAGCCUCAGGAAUGAGAAGGAAAAGCCUUUUGACAAGAAAGGUUUUAUUUAAAUCGGAUUCUCCCACCGGAGACAUGCUGUUGGAUGAGGCGUUAAAGCAUAUUAAAGAAACGCAACCUCCAGAGACGGUGCAGAGCUGGAUCGAGUUGCUAAGUGGUGAAACUUGGAAUCCGUUAAAGCUGCACUACCAGUUGCGAAACGUGCGAGAGCGCUUGGCUAAGAACCUGGUGGAAAAGGGCGUCCUCACCACUGAGAAACAAAACUUCCUGCUUUUUGACAUGACCACCCACCCGCUCACCAACAACACAAUCAAGCAGCGGCUGGUUCGCAAGGUCCAGGAGGCUGUCCUGGAGAAAUGGGUCAACGAGCCCCAACGAAUGGAUAAGCGGAUGCUAGCGCUGCUGUUUCUGGCACAUUCCUCUGAUGUUCUUGAGAACGCCUUUGCUCCUCUGCUGGAUGACCAGUAUGAUCUGGCCAUGAAGAGGGUGCGGUUGCUUCUAGAUCUUGAUCCCGAGACGGAGGCCGCCAAAUCAGGCGCCAACGAGCUGCUUUGGGCAGUAGUUGCUGCUUUCACCAAAUGAGCCUCCAGAAUAGCGAGAAAGGGACUUGACUUUGUGCUCAUGGCAUUGGACUCGGGCCACCGGCCCCAAGCUUGGUUGAUUCAGACUAAUAUUGGUGAUGGUUAUGAUGGAAAUACAGUUUAUGAAGAAGAUGAGGAUGAUACGAUAGAAGGGACCGCUUUUUUCUCAUAGUCACGGAUCUGUCUCUGACCUUCACAAAGAUGUUGCCCUGUCUUCUUUUAAUGGCCAAUAGUUGCUACAUGAUUGCAAUUCACUGUGAGGCUUCUUGUAGUUCAUGAAUUUAGAUGUAAGAACGAAAAGAACAAAAAGAGGGUGUUGAAGUAACUAGGCCAUGACUCUAAUCUUAAUCCGUAAUUGAACAAUAAUCUCAGUCUCCAUGUUAAGAGAACAGCCAAUACUUCCUAUUAUCCAGGCAUGAUGAUCUGUGGCUUCUCACUGACAGGGUUUAGAAAUGAAAAGUUCCUUUUUCAGUGGAAAAUGUUUGCCUUUCUGCAACCUGAUAUGGGGAAGAUCUUGAGUUGAAGGAAAAUAAAUCAUUACACAAUCCUGA
This is a messenger RNA of Triplophysa dalaica, 1618 nucleotides long. RefSeq names its product golgi phosphoprotein 3b (gene golph3b). The coding region runs from base 187 to 1068 and encodes 293 amino acids. The record is from RefSeq and is a predicted model, not a curated record. The transcript has 4 exons. Gene Ontology annotation, molecular function: phosphatidylinositol-4-phosphate binding. Gene Ontology annotation, cellular component: cytosol; Golgi cisterna; trans-Golgi network. NCBI's taxonomy places the organism in Eukaryota, Metazoa, Chordata, Actinopteri, Cypriniformes, Nemacheilidae. Gene Ontology annotation, biological process: Golgi organization; retrograde vesicle-mediated transport, Golgi to endoplasmic reticulum; Golgi to plasma membrane protein transport.